Sceloporus undulatus (fence lizard) is the source of this 874-nucleotide messenger RNA. It is a transcript of the gene TEX38, whose product is annotated as testis expressed 38. The transcript is spliced from 2 exons. Lineage: Eukaryota; Metazoa; Chordata; Lepidosauria; Squamata; Phrynosomatidae. The record is from RefSeq and is a predicted model, not a curated record. The coding region runs from base 140 to 658 and encodes 172 amino acids.
CUCCUUGCCAUUCUGUUCCAAUGAUGCCAACCAGAACCACCUGUUCCUUCUGUUUAGUUUCUCCUUAGAACAGAACAGAAGUGUGGCCCAACCUGUGAAUGUACCAGUUUAACACAUUCAAAAGAGUUUCUGUGAUGAAAUGAUGAUAAUAUCCAGUGGUUUGCUACCUGCCUAUUUUGGAAGUCUAGGAUUUUGUUACUUCCUAGUAUUUGGUUGCAUGCUGUUCUUUCAAUGGAGGAAAAGAAUCCAUCAGAGACAACGUGCAAAAGCCUGGGUGAAGCAGCUGAAAGCAGAAACAUAUUUCCAGCAUGCAUUAUCUCACAGAGCUGAUAAGGAAGCCCUGCCUGAAACUAAAGCCCAAGUCUGCAAUCCUACACCUCAUAAAAUCCUACAACCACAAGACAAUUUCUCAUCUAAUGAAGCCACUACAGAGAGGAGUGAUAAUUCCAACUCAUCAUUUCCAGAUUCAGAUCCUUGCAAACCAGUGUUUCAGGAGAUACCUUGUGCUUGUGCACUCUCUUACUUGCCACCACUACUUGAGCAUUCAGCAUCUUACCCUUGCUCCAGUAUUCCAGUCAGAAGCACAGCAUUUUCAUCCCUGAAAUCUGCUGCAUUGAAAAAUGAGUCAUACAAUACUGGUAGCAGCAUCUCUGCCUAACAGCAAAUUUAUUGUCUGGAACAAGAUGAGAUUUGGAAAUGUUUUUGAUAGUGAGCUCAUUUUAUGCUGCUCUGCUCAACUGUGAACAAUAAUAGACAUAACAUUUGUGAAGUUCUUGUAUGUCAUAGAAGGAUCAAUAUUUCAGUUUAUGUAGCAAACCACAUUCUAGCUAUAAAAAUGCAUUCUGAAAUUAUAAAAUAAUAUUUACACCCAAAA